AUGCCAAAUGUUGGUUACCCGUUCUCUUCCACCCUUACGCACAGAAAACUUACCUUGGAGUUGGACGAGAAGACUGCGCGCAUUGCACAGCUAGACAGCCAACUGACUGACUUACAACAUCUGUGUUCAACGAAAGAUCAGGAAAUUGUCUCGUGGAAAACACAGACUAAUGCGUUACGCAAAGAUUUAGCCGAACAUGAGCAAGUGGUGCAUACCCUCGAGUCUCAGUGCGCUCUGCUCAAUCAGACCGUCUCAGAAUCUGAGGGGCGAGUACGUCGACUACAAUGCGAAAAUGAGGAGACGUGUCGUGAAUUAACCGAUCUCCGAGGUCUGUGUGAUCGUCUGGAGCGUCAGUCCCAUACGACGCAGCACCAGCUGACCACAGGCUCUUUGGAAACCGAACAACUCCGGGCCCAAUUGAUUGAGGCUGAACGUGAACUGGUCCGACUGCGCAAACAGGUACACACUAUCUAG
This is a messenger RNA of Echinostoma caproni, 474 nucleotides long. The record is from the annotation of a GenBank genome assembly. Lineage: Eukaryota; Metazoa; Platyhelminthes; Trematoda; Plagiorchiida; Echinostomatidae.